AUGGUUGCUGCUGGGGGUAAUAUUGAAUUGUUUCAGAUGUUAAGAAAUCAGAAGCUAACUAUUUUACAUGAGACAGGCGAGACUGUUUUACACACUGCCUGUUUUAAUGGCAGAUUUGAGAUGAGUAAGAUGCUCCUGGACAGUUUUUCAGAUUUACUGAAAUUCAAAGAUUUUAAUGGCAGUAGUGUCUUACAUACAGCUGCAAUUGGAGGUAACAUUGAAUUGCUGAAGUAUUUGUUAGAGAAAAGAUUAGAUAUCAAUGAGAAAACAAAUAUUGGGAAAACUGUGCUACAUCUGUGUUGUUAUAAUGGUAAAAUAGAUAUGUGCAAAUUCUUGGUCAACACAUACCCUUACUUACUCGAUGUCACUGACAAUGCUGGUCAGAAUGUCUUACAUGAUGCAGCCUGGAGUGGUAACGUUGAUCUGGUCAUGUUCCUCUUGGAGAAAGACUUAGAUAUCAAAAGCACGACAAAUAACGAAAAAACGGUGCUACAUCUCAGUUGCAAGAAUGGUAAGAUAGAUAUGUGCAAAUACUUGGUCAACUCAUGUCCUUACUUACUCGAUGUCACUGACAAUGAUGGUCAGAACGUAUUACAUCAUGCAGCCUGCAGUGGUAACGUUGAUUUGGUUAUGUUUCUCUUGGAGAAAGACUUAGAUAUCAAAAGCACUAGAAAUGACGGGAAAACUGUGCUACAUCUGUGUUGUAAUAAUGGUAAAAUAGAUAUGUGCAAAUACUUGGUCAACACAUACCCUUACUUACUCGAUGUCACUGACAAUGCUGGUCAGAAUGUAUUACAUGAUGCAGCCUUGAGUGGUAACGUUGAUUUGGUUAUGUUUCUCUUGGAGAAAGACUUAGAAAUCAAAAGCACUAGAAAUGACGGGAAAACUGUGCUACAUCUGUGUUGUAAUAAUGGUAAAAUAGAUAUGUGCAAAUACUUGGUCAACACAUACCCUUACUUACUCGAUGUCACUGACAAUGCUGGUCAGAAUGUAUUACAUGAUGCAGCCUUAAGUGGUAACGUUGAUUUGGUUAUGUUUCUCUUGGAGAAAGACUUAGAAAUCAAAAGCACUAGAAAUGACAGGAAAACUGUGCUACAUCUGUGUUGUAAUAAUGGUUAAAUAGAUAUGUGCAAAUACUUGGUCAACACAUACCCUUACUUACUCGAUGUCACUGACAAUGAUGGUCAGAACGUAUUACAUCAUGCAGCCUGCAGUGGUAGCGUUGAUCUGGUUAUGUUUCUCUUGGAGAAAGACUUAGAUAUCAAAUGCACUAGAAAUGACGGGUCAACUGUUCUACAUCUGUGUUGUAAUAAUGGUAAGAUUGAUAUGUGCAAAUACUUGGUCAACACAUACCCUUACUUACUCGAUGUCACUGACAAUGAUGGUCAGAAUGUAUUACAUGAUGCAGCCUUGAGUGGUAACGUUGAUCUGGUUAUUUUAUGAGAAAGACUUAGAUAUCAAAAGAACUAGAAAUGAUGGGGGUACUGUGCUUCAUCUGUGUUGUAUUAAUGGUAAGAUAGAUAUGUGCAAAUACUUGGUCAACACAUACCCUUACUUACUCGAUGUCACUGACAAUGCUGGUCAGAAUGUAUUACAUGUUGCAGCCUGGAGUGGUAACGUUGAUCUGGUUAUUUUUCUCUUUGAAAAAGGCUUAGAUAUCAAAAGAACUAGAAAUGACGGGAAAACUGUGCUACAUCUGUGUUGUAAUAAUGGUAAGAUUGAUAUGUGCAAAUACUUGGUCAACACAUACCCUUACUUACUCGAUGUCACUGACAAUGAUGGUCAGAAUGUAAUACAUCAUGCAGCCUUGAGUGGUAACGUU
Saccostrea echinata is the source of this 1822-nucleotide messenger RNA. RefSeq names its product putative ankyrin repeat protein RF_0381. NCBI's taxonomy places the organism in Eukaryota, Metazoa, Mollusca, Bivalvia, Ostreida, Ostreidae. The transcript has a single exon. The record is from RefSeq and is a predicted model, not a curated record. Gene Ontology annotation, molecular function: protein binding.